AUGUCGUCUAAAACUAGGUCAAAGAACAAGGUGAAAUCGUCAGAACCGCCGUCUCUGAUUCCAUCACUUCCCGAAGACAUCAUCGUUGACAUCUUAGCUCGUGUAGGGAGAUGCUACUAUCCAAAACUCUCCCUUGUUUCCAAGCAUUUCCGAUCACUUGUUACCUCCCACGAGCUAUACUCAAGACGAUUACUGUUAGGAUGCACGGAGCACUGUCUCUAUGUUGUCCUCUGUAACAGAGAAAACUAUAAAAACCAUUGUUAUGUUCUCUGCCGAAAGGCCAACGGUAAUCACAGCUUGGUCCUUAUCCCUUCGUUUUCCAAUUAUAUGCCUCGCAAGGGCAAGGGAGGCUUUGUCGCGGUGGGGUCAAGGAUAUAUGUGUUUGGUAGGUUGAAUGCGACAAGCAUUGACUGUAGAUCCCAAACGGUGCACCUCCUGCCUAGUAUGAAUGUAACCAUGUCUGUUUCAGUUGCUGACAUCAUUGACGGGAAAAUAUAUGUGAGUGGAUGCUGUAACAACCAAAGGAAGAUGGUCAUGACGGUGUUCAAUACAGAAACACAAAUGUGGGAGCCUAAGAAGACAGCGCCAGAGACAUUAAUGAGUGAUUGCAUGUGGCCUGGUGAUUGUGUGGUAUUGGCUGGUAAGAUGUACAUGCAGGAUGAUAUUAAUAGCUUUGUUUUUGAGCCAAAGGAAAGUAAAUGGGAAACGGAAAAGACGCUGAAUAUGUUCAGGUGGAAGGAUGAGUGUGUCGUUGAUGACGUAUUGUAUUACUACGAUUGUGUUUGGGAGGUGUUGAGAGCUUAUGACCCAAAAGAGAGUGGUUGGUUAGUGGUGAAUGGUUUGGAAGAAUUGUUGGCUCAGGCGAGAUUUUCAGACUGGUCUUACACUGGGAGUUACGGUAGGAAACUGGUUUUGUUUUUUUGGAAAAUGACAGGUAAAACAAGAGUGAUUCGGUGUGCGGAGAUUUCGCUAGAAAGACGUCAAGAAAAGGAGAUUUGGGGUAAAAGUGAGUGGUGUGAUGAUGUUUUGGUUGGUGGUGACUUUUUCGUUAGAAAAUCUCUAGAUGUUAUUGUUUGA
This is a messenger RNA of Raphanus sativus (radish), 1077 nucleotides long. Its product is annotated as F-box/kelch-repeat protein At4g38940-like. Bases 1 to 1077 code for a protein of 358 amino acids. The transcript has a single exon. NCBI's taxonomy places the organism in Eukaryota, Viridiplantae, Streptophyta, Magnoliopsida, Brassicales, Brassicaceae. Gene Ontology annotation, molecular function: protein binding. The record is from RefSeq and is a predicted model, not a curated record.